CUUGAUUGCAACUCCAAUAAAUAUUUUAUAAGUUUAUAAUGUCUCAUAAAGCUCGAAUUCCAGCCAACGAAUAUCCUAUGUCUACUGAAUUGCACGAAUUUAACCAUUGCCACGUCCUUCAUUAUGCUAGUCUCGACCUUACCAAAUAACAACCCAAAUUACUUUAUAAUAGCGUUCCAGGGUUUCUUGGAGGUCUGCAACACGCGGAAAUUGUCUCUCUAUAACUCUAGCUCUCUUUUCGUUAGCCGCCUGCGUAACACACCGACCAUGCCUCGCCGAAGCUCUGGAGGAAGACCUGCUCCUCGGGCUGCUGCACGCCCUGCACCAGCACGCAGCCCACCACCCCAACCAGUUAACCAUGCUCCUCCUCCAGCUCCUGUCCAGAGUGGUGGUGGUGGAUCAUUGCUUGGAGGCAUUGGUUCAACCAUAGCUCAGGGUAUGGCUUUUGGAACUGGAAGUGCUGUGGCACACAGAGCUGUAGAUGCUGUGUUGGGUCCUCGCACAAUUCAACAUGAAACUGUGGUCUCUGAGGCUGCUGCUACUGCCCCAGCACCCACUGCAAGCAGUAUGGGGGGUGAUGCAUGCAGUAUUCACUCAAAGGCAUUCCAAGAUUGCGUGAACAACUUUGGAAGCGACAUCAGCAAGUGCCAGUUCUACAUGGACAUGCUGUCCGAGUGCAGGAAGAACUCAGGCGCUGCAUUGAGUGCCUAAAUUCCAUCUUCGUGCUUUUCCAUUCAAUGGGAGUAUCAGCUUUGAACUUUGGUCCUUAGAGUCUUAUUUUGAAUCAUAUGAUUAUUGUUGAUGGCGACGGUGAUGCCCUCUAUCUAUUGUUAAACAUUGAACUUUGGUCAAAAAAAUAAAAUAUUAAACAUUGAAGGUCAAUAA
Messenger RNA from Hevea brasiliensis (rubber tree), 885 nucleotides. RefSeq lists its product as uncharacterized. The transcript is spliced from 5 exons. The record is from RefSeq and is a predicted model, not a curated record. Gene Ontology annotation, cellular component: mitochondrion; nucleus. Gene Ontology annotation, biological process: mitochondrion organization. The coding region runs from base 124 to 711 and encodes 195 amino acids. Lineage: Eukaryota; Viridiplantae; Streptophyta; Magnoliopsida; Malpighiales; Euphorbiaceae.